AUGGAUAUCGACUCUGUGGGCAAUUCUGAGCAGGAAAGCUCUCAGGGUGGUAAAACCACAAUGUAUGCGUUCAACAGGGACACGCUGACGUUGGGGCCCAUUUCAGAAACAGACGACCCUUCAAUUUCAGGAUUUCCUUCUACGGUAGAUGGUGCCAAUAUUUCAAUUCAACCGAGUAUAAGUGCCCAGGAAGCCUUUUUCACAGAAAACCAACGUGGCUGGAUGCAUGGGGUUGAACCUCCAACUACUAUAUUCAAGUAUAAUCGAUCAGACAGCUCGACUUUGGACGAUAGAAGACACGUUUACGGACUGGAACAGACUAUAUUCACACCUACGGGGCGAUUGGGGCCAGUAGAACAUAGCACGAUACGCAAUAAGACCUCUGAAUUGCCUAAGAUUGAUCCAAAGUCUGAUGAGUGUCCUGAAAAGGUGAAAUAUGAGGCUCCCAAUGGAGGGUUCUCUGGCUACUAUUCUAUGCCUCAACAAGCGAUAAACGCACCCCAUAGGUUCAGACAAGAUAUUGAGAAGCGCAGACUACUCACUGAUAUUCCAAACUGCUGCUACCAUAAUAAUGGCACCGUCAAUGGUAUAUCUUAUAUUUUCGGUGGUCUCGCCGCUUCCAAGUAUAAUGACUUCUCGCAUUUAAACAUCCCCAAUAAUGUGGAUCCCAGCAAAAUAUCCAUAUAUUUUCCCUACGAGCUUCCCCCUUUUGUCAGUCGUGACUUGCUCACAAGUCCCUACAUGGUACAGAAUCCCCACUUGAUCCAAUUCAAUGCCAGCAGAAAUACUAUAACUUAUCUUGACCUGAUGUCUACCACAAAUGUGCCAUGGAGAUUGAAUGGAACCGCAAGCUGCCUCAUUUCACCGCGGCACAUUUUCUUCUUUGGAGGAUAUGAGAUAGAGGUCGAAUCCACGGAGUAUAUUCAGAGCGUUGAUCGAUGGAUCGUGCGUAAGAAGCUCAUCAUGAACGACUUCGGAUACAUUUUCGACUCUCUCACCCUAAAGUUCACAAAGAUACGUCUUGAUCUGAAGAACAGACACGAUAUAAUUCGUGGCCGAGUUGGUUGUGGAAUAACUGCUAAUAUCUACGAACCUGUUGAGUCUGAGGUGGAUAUUCCAGUUCGAAUUCCGCUGCCGCCUGUCUUUACAGAUACAAGCUCAGACACAGAUGUUCUGACGAACAGUAUGUCCCCGGAAGGUCCUAAACACCCUAAUAUUAAAGUCUUGACGGGGUCAGCAUUACAAUCGUCGACUAGUGAAGACUCAAGACAGUCGGCUAAAACCAAUAGCAUUAUCACAGAAAAGGAAACGAAGAAGGAUUCUGCUCCCAAUAGCGCGGUAAGCCCGAGCCACGGGAUGGCUGCAUUGAAAAUGGGAAAUAUUCUUGAAAAGUCGACUAAAAUCUUCCAUCUCAGUCAUCUGCGCAAAGCAUCUGGAAACCUUUCCACAGGUCUUAACAGCCAUCUCACUAAUACCUACUCACAAGAAAUGAGUCGUGUUCGUUCUAACUCACAUGGAAGUAGCAGGCCCACGUCUCCCAUUUUAAAGGCUCAAAACAGUCAUGCUACUACGAAGAAUUCUCUUGCACCAUCCCUUUCAAACGACCAGAAGUAUGCAUCUUCCGUAGAAACUGAUGUCAAAUUCAUACCAACAGCUACACCAGAGCAUGUGGACUCCUUCAGGUUUGGUGGACAUAAGAACUCACAAGCAUCCAAUCAUUCACAUCCGUCAAGAUCCAACACACAAACCUCUAAGUCCGAGCUGGGGGCUGAACUAAACUCUAUUGCUUCCUCAGAUACCAGCCCCAGUUCCAACCUUCUUUUUGAAGAUUCGGUUAUAAAAUCGGGUAUCGUCAGUGUAUCAGUUUUCAUAUUUGGAGGCUUCAAAUGCGUUCUAGAGGACGGUAUAGGCAAGUUCCAAGCCACAAAUGAUUUGUUGAAGAUUGACAUUGGAAGUAAGGACAACCACGAGUCGAUUCAAUUCAUGGAAGAGGCUCUAAUAUACUCCUACGGAGAUGAAGGUGACACCAAGAAAGCGGCCCAUUCUGCUGAUUGGCCCCUGGCCAGAGGGUAUUUUGCAUUUUCUUUAAUUGAGCACCACCGAUCUUUCGUCGACAAUUGCAAAUGGGAUUUGUAUGAGGGAUCCUCACUGUCUACAUUUGACGAUUUGAGCAACUCAAAUCGAGCCAGGUCGCCGGAAUCUGAUAGAUACAAGAGUAAUAAUGCAACGAUGCAGAGAAAGUUCAAGUCGCCGCAAACUUUUUUCAAUGGAAGAGCCCUUUUGAUUCAAGGAGGAAUCAACGAAAAGCAUGAGUCGUUCAGUGAUCUUUACUUGUUUGUGUUCGAUACAGGUAAGUGGACGUCAGUGACAACAUAUGUCCAUGAGUAUUUUGAUUCCGACAAAGAACCACACAUGGCAAAGUGCAAGGAAUCAGAGAAUCCACUACCGCUGCUUGUCGAAGCAGAGCUUCGUGCUUGUCAUCACACCGCCCUUUAUUACAAAAAUGAGGAUCGAGACUACUUGUUCUUUGCUGGAGGGAUCACCAGUGACUGUUUGAAGGGUCCAAAGACGCCAAGUAAUGGCAAGUUUGAUGUUGCUAACUAUGCCAAGUUCCUGCUAUUCUCUGAGAACUCGUAUCUUCUUCGCAUGAUGGUUUUAAACCUACAGACGCAGACGUGGCAGUUUCUCCGCUACUACCAUGGAGACAUAUGUACCACGAACAAAACAUUUGGACAAAUGGUAGCCGAUCGACCAUGGUGGAAAAAUACCAGAAUCUGCUUUGCCGGUGGAUCUGCCUACAUGAAUGAGAAAAGCGUCAAUUUAUGUCACGGGUUGGCAUACCCUGCGCCAGACUCAGAGGAAAAAUGGGAUGCCAUUAAAAAUGAUCUCCCCAUGGGAUAUGCUCUCUGGGGUGCCCAUGUCCUGUUCACGUUCCCCAGUCUUUGA
Meyerozyma guilliermondii ATCC 6260 is the source of this 2946-nucleotide messenger RNA. RefSeq lists its product as uncharacterized. The transcript has a single exon. The coding region runs from base 1 to 2946 and encodes 981 amino acids. Gene Ontology annotation, molecular function: protein binding. The record is from RefSeq and is a predicted model, not a curated record. Lineage: Eukaryota; Fungi; Ascomycota; Pichiomycetes; Serinales; Debaryomycetaceae.